Penaeus chinensis is the source of this 3163-nucleotide messenger RNA. RefSeq lists its product as uncharacterized. Gene Ontology annotation, cellular component: neuron projection. The transcript has 15 exons. The coding region runs from base 733 to 2448 and encodes 571 amino acids. The record is from RefSeq and is a predicted model, not a curated record. NCBI's taxonomy places the organism in Eukaryota, Metazoa, Arthropoda, Malacostraca, Decapoda, Penaeidae.
GUGGCGGUCGGCAAGCGCACGGCUCCCCUCAGCCACCCGGCCUCACACGUCUCUCCCCUCGGCCACGCGUGUACUAGUCGUGCACUCCCCUCCGUCUACGCAGCAUGUCCACGCGUUCAUAACAGCCUGACUGUUCCCCUCGAAAGCGUAAUUAUUUUAUCGUUGCUAUAACGGAUAACGAAACGUGAGCAUCCCUCCGGCUUUACGCCCUGACUCCCGGCAGUCGAGAUGAGUGUGGAACUUUGGAAUGUUUGAUCACUGUAAGAGAGAAAAGAAAGAGAAAAGAUUGUUUUCAGAUGAAAUGCCAUGUCGAGGACUAGCGAGUUGUGAGCUGCAAGAAGAUAGUUUUGGACAAGUAAAUCACCCGGCAGUCCAACAUUUUGUUUUGUCGCACGGCAGAGUGCAGACCUGCCACCCAGGUCAAACUAACCAGGAGCUGACAAUUGGUGGCAACUUACCCGCGAAAUUCAGCUGCUGGUAACAACUCAAAUACCUACCAAAAAAAGAAGCCAAAUUUUUGUUUUAGUGUUCCAUAGUUCUUGAAAAAUCCAUGGAACCUCAUGGAUAGUGGGCAGUGAAUAAUUGUGGUGUAGUUUAGUGAAUAUUUUGUAUCUUUAAAAAAAGAAAGAGAGAGUACAACCAGCCCACCGUUCCUUGGUUGUGCUAAAGAUAAACGAAGGAAUACAGAAAAUCACAGAGAAGAAUUAUCGAUUCUUCAGGAGCACCUUCACUAUGGACGGCUUCAGGAGAUCCACAAGCGCUUCCUUGCUGGCGAUCCUCGUGGCCCUCUCCCUACACACAGCUAGUGGCGCAGGGCGAGCAGGAGGCCACGGCGUGUGGAAGAGGGCGUCAAUGGACGUGGGUUUUACGGAGGGCGUGGACAACCAGACGGUGGUGGUGGGACGCAACGCGACGCUCAGGUGUUCGGUCCAAAACCUUGGCGAUUAUAAGAUCGCGUGGGUGAAGGCCGACUCGCAAACGCUCCUUUCCAUUGCCAAGACGAUGAUCACACGGAACUAUCGCGCUAGGGUCUCCAACAGCGACAACAGCACGUGGUUCCUGCACAUCAACAACGUGAGACUCGCUGACCGGGGUUACUACAUGUGCCAGAUCAACACAGUGCCCAUGGUGUUCAGGCAGGGCUACCUCGAGGUCGUAGAUCUUCAUCUUAAUCUUCCAUCCCUCUCAAAGAUGCUUCCCAGGGCUAAGAAAGUUACUGUAUGCUACCCGUUUGGCUAUAUGAAUCCCUUUCCUGCGGAGAAAAGAUGUUCUGUUUGGGCCCUUGAUGGGGUACACUUUAUAGAGAAGCUUAGCUUGGACUCCAAGCUCAUAGGCAGAGUAAAGAACCUCUCCAGCAGAUUAAUGCUAUGUUUAGAAUAUAACUCUAGUGGGAACUUUGAAGGGAUCAAUAUUCCGUGCCUUUGGCGACUCUGCCCAAUUCCCUCGCGCCAGACAAAUACCUCCGUCGCUGCACAAGCGUUGCGCCAUCAGACUUCUUUGAUCAUGGCGGGCCAGGGGAGACGAAGCCCCCAGAAAAUAGGAGUGUGCGUAACUGUAGUUAACACAUUGACUGAUGUUAUCACAAUUUCUCUAGUACCCAUCAUGCCUUCCUCUACUAUGGGGGCCAAUAUCGUGCUAGCCUUCGUUGGGCGAAAGGAACCGAAGCCCGGAUUUCACUUGCGAAAACCGAACGACGCUAACCCGCAGCUCCAAAUUGCAAAGCCUUUUCCCCAUGCCAUUGUUAAGUCAGAAGAGUUAACGCAGAACUUCGGCUCUUCAUCCAGCGAAACGGAGAGUGUGGAAGAAGUGAAAAGGACGACCGGGAUCCUGUCGUUCAAGGCGGUCAAGCGGACGGACAUGGGGCACUACCUGUGCAUCGCCUCCAACACGGUGCCGCCCUCCGUCAGCAAGCGGGUCGUCCUCAACGUCAGAUAUCGAGAGCCGGAGGUGGAAGUGAACCUGCAGAUGAUCGGCGUGUACCGGGGCGACGACGUGGCCAUCAACUGCACCGUGACAGCCUACCCGCGCCCCGUCGUGCUGUGGCAGGAUAGCUUCGGGAAAAUGAUCAUCUCAGGCGGACGCUACGAAGUGGUCGAGAAACUUCUGCGCGAGAGUCCUCCAGUGAUCCAGACGUCGCUGAUCAUAAAGAGCCUGCAGCCUGAGGACAUCACCAGCUACCGGUGCAACGCCUCCAUCGAUAACGAUAAGAUGAAGGAGAAGAGCGUCACGGUGCAGCUCAAUGAGAUCAUGAGGCCGUCUACAGAAUCUUCGUUCAACCAAGACAUCCAUUAUAAAGGCACGUACCUCCAUCCGAGCAUCGGGCACGUGAACUCCGACGACCCCUCCAACACCUCGGGCAUCGGGCAGUCGCGAUGCUGCAGCUCCAGAUUAAUCUUCGUCUUGGUCGGCUGGGGGAUGGUCUGCCAAGUCCUAAGGGGACGUGCAUGAUUUUUAACGUGAUGAUGAUAAUUAUGUAAAAUAAAACUUUAUUUUUACUGGUGAUAAUUAUAGCGAACUUGUUGCUAUUUCUAAGAAAAUAACGAAAAACUCAUGAGUAUUGUAUACACGUUGUCAUAGAUACAGCUCAUGCACAAGGCAGUGCCAUGGACACGUGUUGAUGACAAGCUACUAUCUGAAAAAGCAAAGUGAAAGGGAAGGAAAGAAAAGAGGAAAUAAAGGCGGAGUGUAAGUAACAGUGAUGACGGGGAGAGGAAUACAGUUGCAAUGAAAAACAAAUGAAUACUGACAACAAUAAAGUGAAAAUGAAAAGGAACAUUCCGAUUCCCAGGCGAAAGCGACAUUAAAACCCAUUUUAACAAUAAUAAGUAGAUUGAUGAUUUGCAAAAUGAAAAUUCCAUUUAUUGCUAUAAGUGAGAACAAAAUUAUAUUGUCCUUUAUAUAGUCUUCGUGGUCAUAUUCCCGGAAAGAUACUCAGUGUGGGAAGAAGCUGUAUUCCAAAGUCUGACAAUAGAGUACACUAUUUCCUCCAAGAAGUACAAUCUGAUUUCAUGUCUUCAAAGGGUAAUCAGACUUACAAUUAUAAAGGUGAUCCUGUAGACAGAAGAUGAGACGAUUUGGGAGAAAGGAAGACGGCAGGGGACUUAAGAAAAUUAAAGAAAGAUGAAAGAGGAAAAGAGAGAGAGGGAGAGAGACAGACAGACAG